AGAUACAUAAUUUAACAUGUUUGUUUGGGCUCGCUUAGAAUUGAGAUGCAAGUUCUUUGGCAACUGUAAAGGAGAUGUGCCCUUGGGCCGCCAUGGUGGGCAUAGCAAAGGCGGAGAGAAACAUCGGGAGGAUUCAGACAGGAGCUUCAAGUGCAACAUUUCUUUUGUUUUCCUGCUUGAGCGAAGCUCAUCUUUUCAUCCCUUGAAGGAACUUCAGCUCAGGAGGAAGAUGAAAGAUAGUGUCACUGAAGAACACCUAUAUUUGGGUUUUUCUCAUCAGUAUAGAGAUAGUAUCUUUCCUCUUCAUACAUCUAUUUCACUGUUUUUGCUAUCCUACUGUGACUGCAAAUUAUUCAAAAUUUUCUUAGUGCCGACUGGUGAAGAUGUGGAUGAUCAGUUUGUGACAAAAAACCUCCUUGGCAGUCUUGAAGUCCAUUUAAUCUCCAGGAGUGAGCUUCCAGUGGUUGUACAGAGCUGCUGUUUACCUGCUGUUGUUGGGAAAGAUGGGAAGUUCUGCCGAGCUGGGCUUUCUGUUGUCUUAAGGCAUGUAAUACAGAAAACAUAUGAGGCAGAUCCAUCUAAAAAGGAUGUUUUGGAACUAUUAGGCUUUAAGAAGACCUGCUUAAAAGCCUGUGCUGAAGUUAGCCAGUGGACCAGACUCUGUGAGAUCAGCAUACCUCUGGCUGUUGAAGAAUUUUUGACAGCGUCUCCUGAUCACUGUCAGACUAUUCCUCCUGCCAUUUUACAGCUUGAAAGGAAGCUUGGAGAACCUGUCCGAGUACAUAAUGAUGACAAAAUUCGAAGGCAAAAACUUCAGCAACAAAAGGCUGCGGUGCCUCUACUUGCUAAAGCAGCAGCAGAAGAAGGAAAACCAGUGGAAAUGUGUGAACAUCCACUCCCAAGUCUGGAACUGAGCAUAGCUUUCUCCAAGCUACUUGUCCAGGAAGCAUCAGAUGCAGUCAACAGGGAGGCCCCUCACAUCAGGAGAACAAAAACCUCAGACCUUCCACUUUUGGACCACGUUUUUGCAGAAGGGCUUUAUUUUACUGUGGCAGACAUUGUGCUUUUGCCAUGCAUCCAUCAGUUCUUGGUUUCCUGCAAAACCCAAGGCAAAAAUCUGUUAAAUUUGCCUCUGAUAUCCAGCUGGUAUCGAAGAGUUCAAGAAGUACCUGGAGUAAAGAAAGCUGCUGGCAAAUGCAGUAUGGAGUUUCUCCAGCUUCCAGAGUUGAUGUCUGCUUCAGAGGAACAGUUGCAAGACUUUUUUUCAGUUCCUGAUGAAUUAGAAGAGGACAAUGAAGACAGUCAUUUUAUAGGUGGUCCAAGGCCAACUAUGACUAAGUUAAUGGAGAAUGGUGUUGAAGCAAAGUUUGUUCCUCAUCCAUGCCCCAGUUGGACCCUAGACUGGACCCAUCUACCACCUGCAGUCAGUCCUGGAGAAGGAAAGAUGUCCAAAGACCGGGCUCUAAGGAAGCAGCAGCAAUUGAAUAAUUUGGCGUCAGCAGUGACGAAGCUUGCUAAGCCUGGAGAUGUGAUUGUGGAUUUUUGCAGUGGAGGGGGCCAUGUUGGAAUUGUUCUUGCUCACAUGAUGCCAUCGUGUCAGGUGGUGCUCAUAGAAAAUAAGGAGUUGUCUCUGAUCCGUGCUAAAGACAGAAGUGAUGAAUUAGGUUUAAACAAUAUUUGGUUUAUUCAAGCAAAUUUGGACUAUUUUAAUGGGACUUUUAAUAUUGGGGUGGCUCUGCAUGCAUGUGGUGUGGCAACUGACAUGGUGAUCGAGCACUGCAUCAAGGCACAGGCAGCCUUUGUCAUCUCCCCUUGUUGUUAUGGCUUCAUUCAAAACACAGUGAAGUUUCAAUACCCACGAAGUCAUCAGUUCAAAGAAAUUUUGUCCUAUAAGGAGCACAUGACCCUCUGCAGAUUUGCAGAUCAGACAGCUGUUCAGCUUCCACCUGAACGCAGACUAAUUGGAAAGCAGUGUAUGGGGCUUGUGGAUUUGGAUCGGGCAUGGGCUGCAGAAGAACAGAACUACUCUGUCCAAGUUAUAUCUAUGGAGCCAGAGAGUUGUUCUCCAAAGAACAAUAUGCUUGUGGGCAUCCCUACUUAAGAGUGUGAAACUUGCAUUCGAUUUGAACUUGAACAUAAAUCUUCAGUGCAUAAUGACAUCCAGCAGAUGCAAGCAUAGCUGGGAACCAGACAUUGGGCCCGUUGCAUCCGAAAAAGGAAGCAGCACAGAAAGUCUUAAAAAGUGAACUGCAUGCAGAGCAUCACAAAUCGCACUUGCAAUGUGUCAUUAAGCAACUUUUGGUUCUCUUCCUGAGAAGCUUCUGGAUCUAAUGACUGUGUGUGGAAUCAUAUCCAUCUGCAAAGGUUUAAAAACCAGUUGGUCUCACUGAAGAGAAGGUGAUUUCCUUUUUAGUAAAGCUGUCUUGGCUGCUUCAAAACUGCAUUUGUGUUUAUAAGCAGAGCAGUUAUCAGCUAAUAACACAGAUCGUUAGAGGAACAAAAAAGAUCAACUUUAUGGUGUCAGUGAAGAAGGCUGUGCAGCAGGUGGUGGCUUGACUUUGCUAAAGAAUUCCAUGCUUCUGUAGGAAAAUUAUUUUUAAUAAAAGUUCAUCAGAAUACUUA
Strigops habroptila (Kakapo) is the source of this 2622-nucleotide messenger RNA. RefSeq names its product glutathione S-transferase C-terminal domain containing (gene GSTCD). The transcript has 12 exons. The record is from RefSeq and is a predicted model, not a curated record. NCBI's taxonomy places the organism in Eukaryota, Metazoa, Chordata, Aves, Psittaciformes, Psittacidae. The coding region runs from base 17 to 2101 and encodes 694 amino acids.